AUGGAGCAAUUUAGAUCGACACAUAGCAAUAUCGGUGAGUCAUCGCAUGCAUCUGGUUCUUGUGUGGGAAGAGCAGCCUCUAAUGUAUCACCACCACCACCACCACUAGCACCAUAUGUUGAACAAGAGGUUGUUCCACCAGUACUAGCACCACCACCACCACCACUAGCACCACAUGUUCAACAAGUGCUUGUUCCACCAAUACUAGCACCACCACCACCACCACCACAUGUUCAACCAAUGAUUACUCCACCAGAACCACAAGUUCCACCAACUAUGCAUGAGCUUGCUAUCAAAACGAGAGACAACAUAGUUGCAUCGAGAUACAUCCUUAAGACUGAUAGUACAGAUAUCCAUGGAAAAAAGAUGCCUAAAGAAGUUGCUCGUGUAGUCGUUGAGGUAGCCCACGAUGAGAUGGCUAGGCUACAAUUUCCUAAUUUGAAUGUAGGGAUCACUUUGGUAGGUCAAGCAGUUGGGGUACCAGUAGCAUGGCAUAAACAUCUUAUUAUCGACGAAAAAGAGAAAGCAAGAAGAUAUUGA
Humulus lupulus (European hop) is the source of this 540-nucleotide messenger RNA. RefSeq lists its product as uncharacterized. The transcript has 3 exons. The record is from RefSeq and is a predicted model, not a curated record. NCBI's taxonomy places the organism in Eukaryota, Viridiplantae, Streptophyta, Magnoliopsida, Rosales, Cannabaceae. Bases 1 to 540 code for a protein of 179 amino acids.